GGGAAGAAACGUAAAUAAAAAAAUCAAUAAUUCACAGGAGCCCUUGUUUUACAAAUCUGCAGGGUCAAGACCUGACCUACUUCUGACCAACAAACAUACAAGAUGUUACGGAAACACGUUACUAAUGUUUGGUCCUAAUGGGUUAUUGUGGCACCAAAGCUGUAUUUCCCUUAUCGGCUUAUCACUUAUUCACUUAUAGCAUACAUUUAAGCCCUCAAAAAAAAGACAACCUUUCUUGAGCACAUUUAUUUGUAAUAUUAAUUAGUGCAGGCAGAUUUAUUAUUAAUUUUAAACUAUUGCUAGCAAGUUGUGCACUACUAACGGUUACGCAGUGGUGUAAAGUAUUUGAGUAAAUGUACUUCGUUACUGUACUUAAGUAUUUUUUUGGCUACUUAGUACUUGUACUGAGUAUCAAAUAUAAAAGCAACUUUUACUCAUUACUCAACUACAUUUUUGAUUGAAUAAGAGUACUCUUUACUCCACUACAUUUGAAAUGACACUUACCGUUACUUUGUGAUUGUGCACGACAAGUCGGCAACUUUAUCUGCGGUGGCUUAUUUCAUGGGCGGAAAAGGCGAUAUCGCCAUCUGCAGGUUAUUGAAGGUACUAUGUGAUAUUUGCCUAUAUGCGCUAAAUGAGGCUAAUCCACGUGAGAGUGAAUUAGCAGCGGUGAAUGCCAGGUGUUUCACAUAAAUUAGCGACAUGGCUGCAGCCACUGAUGAAGCCGAAGCCAGCACAUCAUGUAAUGCCAGCACUGCCACUGACAGAGACACUGACAACCAUCCAUGGCCUUACUUGAAAGAAAUGUUUUCAUUUGCGGGUGUACAGAAUGACUCUUACAGGAUGCAGUGUCUACUUUGUUUGCCACGAACUACGAAAAUAAGUGCUUUUAAGAAUUCAUCGUCAAAUUUGAGGAAACACAUUGAGAGAAAACAUCUCAAUCACUUGAAAAGCUACUCAGACCUGACUUCCAUUGCACAGAAGAGGAAGAGUGUGAGCAAAAAUAUGGAGCCCCUAAAGAAACAACUCAAAUUUGGAGAGACCAAGAUCAUUUCUCAAGCAACCAUUGAUAAAGCUGUACUGCGAUUCAUUGUAUACGGUCUCCAACCUUUUAGCGUGGUUGAAAAAGAGGAAUUUAAGGACCUGAUUCAUGACUUGCAGCCUAACUCUACUGUACGAACAAGACAAACCAUCUGUGCCAAGAUAGAGGAAGCCGCAGGAGGAAUGAAGAAAAGUGUAACAGAAGCCAUGAGAGGGGUAGAAUACAUCUGUACAACCACUGAUUGCUGGAGUUCAAGGCGGCGCAGUUUUAUAGGUAUGACAGCGCACUGGAUUGACCCAAACGAUCUACAUCGAUCCUCUGCAGCACUUGCCUGUCGACAAUUAAAGGGGUCGCACACAUUUGAUGUUCUUGCAGCUGCAAUUCAUUACAUACACUCUGAAUUUGAGAUUCAUGAGAAGGUUGUCUGUAUAACAACAGACAAUGGCUCAAAUUUUUUGAAAGCCUUUCGUGUCUAUGGAGGUGAGUACAUACACUGCAACAAUACAGAAAGUGCAAUAGCACCCCCAACAGAAGAUGAAGAUGAUGAUGAAUCUGACACUCAAGAUGAGGAGAAAUGUGAGGAGAUUGAAUUGGUUGAGGUUGCUGAAAUUCUAGCCAAGGAUGAUCUUGAAUUUCAUUUGCCCAAGAAUCAACGUUGUGCUUGCCAUCUUCUGAACCUGGUUUCCACCGUGGAUGUUGACACUGCUCAAUUGGAUGAAACAUACAAAAGGUUAUCAAGAUCAUCCUUCUCCAAAUGUUGGGCCUUGUGGAACAAGAGUGGCCGGUCCAACAAAGCUGCAGAGAUGAUAGAAGAGGAAUGUAGUAUGCAGUUAAUUCGUCCAAAUGCCACACGAUGGAACUCUUUCUUUCUUUCAGUGGAGAGGAUCCUGAAGCUCCUGAAGGGAAAGGGAGAUGGUGCUUUCCGGAAUCUCUGUGCGGAAUUCAAAAUCCCCAUGUUAACUCCUGCAGAAAAGGCAUUUCUUGGGGAAUAUGUCACAGCUAUGGCCCCUGUUGCCAAAGCAAUUAAUAUCUUGCAGGGAGAAACGAAUGUGCACAUGGGCUGGCUUGUACCAACACUCAACAUUAUGGUUUCCAAACUAAAACGAGCCAAGAUAUCUAUGAAACUCUGCAAGAGCCUGGUAGAUGCCAUCCUUGCAGGCGUGAACAAGCGCUUCGGGGACAUGCUCAAUGAUCCUGAGCUGAUUGCGGCUGCAAUCCUGCUUCCAAAAUUUAAAACUUAUUGGACAACUGAUGCAUCCAUCCUCAAACUCGGUCUUGACUUCAUAAAGGGAAAUAUGGAGGAGACCACUCAACUUACAAGUGAUGCAACUUCAUCAGAUGAAGAGGAUUUCUUCAACCCAUUGAAGUCAUCCCAGACCCAGGCACAAGGCCAAACAGUGCUUGAUGGCUAUCUGACAACAACUGGUGAUGACAUGGCUGUCCUGAAAACCUUCCCAUCUCUAUUGAAGUUGUCAUUAAGGCUCAACACUCCCCUACCUGCAUCUGCUGCGUGCGAGCGACUUUUUAGCACUGCUGGCCUCAUUUUCAGUCCAAAAAGAUCUAGAAUAAAUUCUAAGAACUUUGAGAACCAGCUUUUGUUGAAGUUGAAUAAACAUAUUCCCCCCCCCUGAGACUGAGAGGUACAU
This is a messenger RNA of Triplophysa rosa, 2688 nucleotides long. RefSeq lists its product as uncharacterized. The transcript has 4 exons. The coding region runs from base 703 to 2673 and encodes 656 amino acids. The record is from RefSeq and is a predicted model, not a curated record. Gene Ontology annotation, molecular function: DNA binding. NCBI's taxonomy places the organism in Eukaryota, Metazoa, Chordata, Actinopteri, Cypriniformes, Nemacheilidae.